Molecule: messenger RNA, 297 nt
Organism: Blepharisma stoltei
Lineage: Eukaryota; Ciliophora; Heterotrichea; Heterotrichida; Blepharismidae
Source: the annotation of a GenBank genome assembly
AUGUCUGACGAAAGGUUAGAUAAGCAAGCAAAAAUAGAAAUAAGGGAAAGAGCUAAGAGAGAUAUAGCUGAAGAGGAUAGGAAGGUAAGGAAGCAGCUCAAAAAAGAAUACUGAAAAGAAGUGAGAUAUGUCACAUAUUUAAAAUCAAAGGAAUAUGGGCUAUAUGCAGCAGGAAUAAGCGUAGCUAUGGUGCCUUUACUAAGGUCAGUGGCAAUUUUUCCAAUUGCAAUGACAGGAUAUGUAGGUGUUCAAGCCAUCAAUGCAUGGUGGAGUGUGCCAAAACCUCCAGGUGUUUAA